Messenger RNA from Parnassius apollo (apollo), 459 nucleotides. The record is from the annotation of a GenBank genome assembly. NCBI's taxonomy places the organism in Eukaryota, Metazoa, Arthropoda, Insecta, Lepidoptera, Papilionidae.
AUGAGUGCUAAUAAAGUAGAAGCUGGUUUUGUGCAAGCUCAAUCAGAUAACCUUCCAAAAGUGGAUUCUUUCAUGGUAUUUGAUUAUCUAAGUAAUCAUUCUAAGUUCACCAGCGCUGAAGUCCGUGGUUGGAAACUACAAAGAUCGGCACGUGAAACCUAUGGAGAUGAUGCUGUAGGAUUUGUUCAAGUCCAGAGGUCGGGACGUGUUUGUACGGUAAAAGCAAAAAUAACGCCUGAACAUAGAAUAAAAAGUAAAGCGUAUAGCUGUACAUUUACAUGUGAUGAAAAAGAGGAAACGGUUUUGAACGUGGACUGUCAUGACUGUGCUGCUCAAAAGGGAGGUUGCAAACAUAGCGUACCGUUUUUGAUGUGGCUUCAUAGACGCAGCGAGGAGCCAUCUCCUACUGAAAAAAAAAUGUUACUGGGCCAAACCAAAGCUGGCUACCAUAGGUACUAA